AUGGAUAGCGCAGAUGAACCUCAGAAAAAAGUCUUUAAAGCACGAAAAACAAUGAGAGUAAGUGAUCGACAACAACUUGAAGCAGUAUAUAAGGUUAAAGAGGAGCUGUUGAAGACAACUGAAGUUAAACUGUUAAAUGGAAAACAUGAGAAUGGAGAUUCUGAUUUAAAUUCCCCUUUAAGCAAUACAGACUGUACGGAGGACAAGAAGGAAGUUAAUGGCCUAGUGGACUUGUGUGUUAACUCUGAAGAAGGAAGAACAGCUUCUGAUGAAAAUAGUGAAGCCAAAAGCCCUGAAAGUAGGGCAGGGAACAUAGUCAAUGACAUAGAACCCAAACCGCCAACGCUGUCCCCGGAGAAUGUUACUCCUGACCAAGAAAAAGAUACUGAUACUGCUUUAGCUUGUGAAGCUGAAAAUGGAGCGCUUGGUAGCAAUAAAGAUAACUUCCAUGAAGAAAAUAAUACAAAAGAUCAUUUGGACCAAAGAGAGAAUGACAUCCCAUCAGAAGGUGAAAAUAAAUCAACCUGUGCUAUUAGUGACUCUUCUGAAGAGAGGGGAGAAACAAAUGACUUAACUAUUAAUUCCAGUUCAUCUGUUGAGGAAAGGAGAACUGAAGAAGUAACUGUUGAAGAUGCUGUUGGAGAAGAAACUAUCUCUAGCAGUAUGGAAGCUGACCAGGAACCAAAGGACAAACAAGACAGCACUGCAGGUCUUUCAGAAACCACUGUUCAGAAGACAAUAGAUGAGCCAAGUGAGAGUAUCUUGGACAAUACUGACUCUAUGGAAACAGAUGAAAUUAUUCCAAUUUUGGAAAAACUAGCCCCUGCUGAAGAUGAACUGAGCUGUUUUUCUAAAAGUUCUCUGCUUCCAGUGGACGACACAGUCACAGAUUUAGAAGAGAAAAUGGACAACUGUCUGGGUUCGCCAUCCAAGCAGGAAAGCAAUGAAAGCCUGCCAAAAGAGGCUUUCUUAGUACUCUCUGAUGAAGAGGAUCCCUGUGAUGAGAAGGAGGAACAUGCUGAAGUGAUAUUACCAAACAAGUCAAGUCUUCCAGAAGAGGUGGAAGAGGAGAGAAGAAAGGAGAGUGAGGAGGAUAAAGAAGAAGAGACGCAAAAAGAAGAGGAGAAACACACAGAGAGAAGUGAAGUGUCAAGGAGAAAGCGUUCCAAAUCUGAGGACAUGGACAGUGUUCAUUCUAAACGUCGUCGAUACAUAGGAGAAGAUUAUGAAGCAGAACUCCAAGUAAAAAUUACAGCCAGAAAGGAUGUUGACCAGAAAUUACAAAAGGUUAUCCAGAGACUGUUAGAAGAAAAACUUACGGCUUUACAGUGUGCUGUUUUUGACAAGACUCUGGCAGACUUGAAAACCCGAAUAGAGAAAGUAGAAUGUAACAAGAGGCAUAAAACUGUGCUUACUGAAUUACAGGCUAAAAUUGCUAGAUUGACAAAGCGGUUUGGAGCAGCCAGGGAGGACUUGAAGAAAAGACAGGAAAAUGCACCAAAUGCACCUCUGUCUCCAGGGAAAGCACCGAGUGACACUGGAAACACAAAUAAUGCAACAUAUCGAAAUGCUGGCACAGUGAGGCAGAUGCUGGAAUCAAAGAGGAAUGUAGGAGAGAGCACACCAGCAACUUUUCAAGCCCCUGUGAAUGCAGUGCCAGCUUCCAGUCUUGCUGCUUCUGCAACAAUUGUCAGCGGACAUCCUAAGCCUCAGACUCCAGUGACCUCCACCAGCUCUUUGACAACAACAGUUCUUCCCGCAGCUAACGCAGCUACAGUUGUAGGCACUAACCAAGUGCCCAGUGGCAGCACUCAGUCGGUGUCUGUCUCAUUGCAGUCUUUGCCUGUAAUCUUGCAUGUACCUGUUGCGGUGUCAUCCCAGCCUCAGCUCCUGCAAGGCCACACAGGGACUCUGGUAACCAACCAACAGUCAGGCAACGUUGAAUUUAUAUCCGUACAAAGCUCAUCUACAGUUGGUAGCCUUACCAAAACUACAGUGUCUUUGGCAUCAGCUAACCCAACUAAACCAAAUAACAGCCCAUCUGUGCCCAGUCCUGGUAUUCAAAGGAACUCUCCAGCCAGUGCUGCAUCAAUAGGCACAACAUUGGCAGUACAGGCUGUUUCUACUGCACAUCCUGUUGCCCAGGCCACAAGGACUUCUUUGCCCGCAGUGGGUGCUUCAGGACUUUAUAAUGCUACCAGCAGUCGAGCUCCCCUACAGAUGAAGAUUCCCCUCUCUGCAUUUAGUAGUACAGCUCCUAUUGAACCACCCACCAUUACAGCGCCCAGAGUUGAAAACCAGACAAGCAGGCCAUCAACAGAUACUUCGGCAAACAAGCGAACUGCUGAGGGAACAACACAGAGCGGGAAGGUCACAGGAAGCGAUUCAGGAGGUGUCAUUGAUCUUACGCUGGAUGAAGAGGAUGAUGGCUCUUCUCAAGCAGAUGUCAAGAAGCAGAACCAGACACCUGUUACAGGAUUGAGCAUAACCACCCAGCCCUUGGCUCGCCCCUUGCAGCCUUUGCAGCCAAACCCUGUGCAGCAGACAGGUGUGCCAACAAGUGGACCUUCCCAGACCACCAUACAUGUAUUACCUACAGCUCCGACAACAGUGAAUGUAACUCAUCGGCCAGUGACUCAAACUGCUGCAAAACUUCCGAUACCAAGAGCCCCUGCUAACCAUCAGGUGGUCUAUACCACUCUUCCUGCACCACCAGCUCAGACUCCUGUCAGAGGGGCUGUCAUGCCAAGCCCAGGUUUAAGGCCAGUCAACCCACAGACUGGAGGUAUGACAGUACGAAUGCCUCAAACAACUGCAUAUGUUAUGAACAACGGCCUAACUCUUGGAUCUGGAGCACCUCAGCUUACAGUGCAUCAUCGACCACCACAAGUGCACACUGAGCCACCACGCCCUAUACAUCCUGCCCCACUCCCGGAGGCGCCACAGCCACCACGUCUGCCCCCUGAAGCUGCCAACACUUCUCUGCCUCAAAAGCCACAGCUGAAGCUGGCACGGGUACAGAGCCAGAAUGGUAUUGUGCUGUCAUGGAGUGUCAUGGAGGUGGACCGGAGCUGUGCCACUGUGGACAGUUACCAUCUCUACGCCUACCACGAGGACCCGAGUGCCACGAUGCCCUCGCAGUGGAAGAAGAUCGGGGAGGUGAAGGCCCUCCCACUACCUAUGGCAUGCACUCUUACGCAGUUUGUGUCUGGUAGCAAAUACUACUUUGCGGUCCGGGCUAAGGACAUCUAUGGACGUUUCGGACCCUUCUGUGACCCCCAGUCCACAGAUGUGAUCUCUUCCCAGAGCAGUUAAACAGAGAUCUUUGGAGCCUUUAAACUUGUCCUACUACCAAGAAUUACCCCAAUUUUGGAGGGUUGAUACCAUGCAUGAAAUUCACUUUUAAAUCCACUCUCUGCAGGAUUAUUUUAGACAGUUGUGUGAUACACUACUUGCAUUCAGAACCAAAAGAAAAAUAAAGUGUCACCUGCAGCAAGAGAGCCUGGUUUUUCUGGAUAGCUCAAGUCAUGGGCCCUUU
This is a messenger RNA of Charadrius vociferus (killdeer), 3538 nucleotides long. It is a transcript of the gene ATF7IP, whose product is annotated as activating transcription factor 7 interacting protein. Lineage: Eukaryota; Metazoa; Chordata; Aves; Charadriiformes; Charadriidae. The coding region runs from base 1 to 3315 and encodes 1104 amino acids. Gene Ontology annotation, cellular component: nucleus; transcription regulator complex. Gene Ontology annotation, molecular function: protein binding; transcription coregulator activity. Gene Ontology annotation, biological process: regulation of DNA-templated transcription. The record is from RefSeq and is a predicted model, not a curated record. The transcript is spliced from 14 exons.